GAGGUAAGUGGCCGUUAUGAGGAGGUAGGGGUGUAACAUGACACCUGUUGUGUUGCUCGGGGUGCAACAUUUUGUUUCAAAAGGUGCUUAUUUAAGCAUAUAUAAAUAAAAAUGUGUCAACAAAACAGAAACGUAGCAGAAACAGAGACAAAGAUCAACGGGGCUCGGGAUAGAUAAAGUCUGGCGACCUUUUACAGUAAAAAAUUGGGGUUUUUGAAUACACCGUUCGUCAAGUCGUUGAUUAUCUGGCCGUUGGAGCUCGUUGUCGAGAGGCUAUUUUGGCAGUUGGGACGUGUUUUAGUGGCUGUUGCCGCUGUGGAGAGGAGGCCGUUGUAGAGGGGUUAAAAUAAACUUAAGUGAGGGUAUGGACUGUCCGCCGGGACUGAAAAAUGUGGCCUCUGUAGAGAGAUGGCCGUUAGUGGAGGUUCGACUGUAUAUUGUAGGUCAAAGGCCUGACUUCAUCUCAUUAUUCAAAAUUAUCGGCUCAUUAGCCUCGAGAAGCACACAUGCAUUUUAUUUAACGCGCAGUUCAUAAACACAAAGACUGCUGACAUCAAUUUUUUUUUACAAGUAACAUGCUCAGAAAAAAAGAAAUAUAGUGCUCGAGGUGCUGAAAAUAACAUCAGACAUUACCGAUCCUAAAGGACGAUUUAGUUAUAAUCUUUGCUCUGCUAAAACAAGAACCAAGUCAGAACUGGGAAUCACAAAGUCGAAAUACCAUAAUGCUUAACACUCUUAAGUCUUGAAUAUUUUUACCUACCUAUCUCGGAUACCGAUUGUUUUGCCUUUAGGGACACUUAACACUUUAGGGACUCGAAAGGCUUUAUGUAUUCUUUGUUUUUGUAUCUGGCUUUCUUUAAAUGCCCCAUGCAAGAAAGCAUGGGAUGAGUAAACUCCACAGACCACUGGGUACAUUCUGUUAGCGAUCGAGAAAUAUACUUGGUGUCUUUGGUUUUUCCAGAAUGUUUACAAUAAAUCCACGAUUAUUUAAGAGCACUUUGAUGAGAAAUGUGAUAUUAAGUCAUGAAUUAAUUCAGUGCUUUAGUUAUUGUUCCUCAACUGAAUAUUGGACAAAAACUAGUUCGAGACGUCGGGAUUUCGAGAUAGCCGAUAGUAUGUGACCGAACAAGUAUAUUCAAGGGAAAAUGAUUUGAAUUCGAUAUAGCUUAAAGUACAAAGUAGUGACGUUCCACUGUAUUCCAUGGUAUUCAAUAUGAUUCCUUGUAUUUUGAAUAAAGCUGAUGAUAUGAAUAAAGAUGAUGAAGAUGAAAGCCGUGACGCCGUCAAAAGAGGCACGUGAUGCUCCAGACCUUGCGAUGUAAAUAGUGCUAGUAUUUGUCUGAAUACAUCCUGAAAUCUCUCUAUAAAAUACAUGGCUGAACUGUGGGUAAGGUCAUCUCCAUGAACUGAAAGUUCACUUCCAAAAACAUCAGGGAGCAAAAAUGAAACUUCUAUUGUGCAGUGGACUACAAUAAUAGACGGCCAUACACUCCCAGGAAUGGCGUCACAGGAAGAUAAGACGAACAUUCUGGGAAAUCCAUCGACUGGUGAUGUGCGCUAUGGUUCACUAGGUCCUAUUCAUCAAGGCAAUUUCACAGUUUACAAGCGCAGAUGGUAUAUUCUUCUAAUUUUUUGCAUCUGUAGUGCGACCAACGCGUUGAAAUGGAACACUUGGGGUCCAAUACAAGGUACAUGUCAAGUUGUGUUUGGCUGGAGUAACACGACCAUCACCAUGUUGGUUACCUGGAGCCCAAUUGUUUCUGUCGUCGUUUUCUUGCCGAUGUCAUGGUUGAUGGAUGUUAAAGGGUUGAGAGCAUCAGUCCUCCUUCUGGCAAUUGUUGAUUUCAUAGCAGCAGGACUGCAGGCAAUUCCACUGUCUAAUCUGCAAAUACAAACGUGGUUGGUUCACCUCGGGGCUAUCUUCAAUAGUAUAGGUGCCCCCGUCGCCAUGGCAUUAGGCCCCCUUAUCUCCGCAGUAUGGUUCCCACCUCACCAGCGAGCAACUUCGACUGCAAUUGCCUCACUGGCUCCCUAUGUCGGAACAGGACUGGCAUUCAUCAUUGGUCCACUGUUAGUCCCAGAUGUGGGUAAUCGUAGUAGUAGCAUUGGUAAAAGCAUUGACUACAUCAAACUUCGUAACAAUAUGAGCCACAAACAGUUAAUGUAUCUCAAAGAGCAAGUCAUGCAUCUGAUGUACAUCGAGUUUGCAGCAGCGGCAUUGAUUUUACUAGUUAUUAUUGUGUAUUUUCCAACUAAACCUAAAUUCCCACCAAGUGUCACUGCAACAGUCCACCGCCUGAAUUUUAAACAUGGCUUCAAGCGUCUUUUGCACAACAAGCAGUUCUGGUUGGUGCUGUUUAUUAAUGGAAUUGCCCUGGGUGUCUGGUUUGGCUUGAUGUCCAUCCUAGAUUUGAACUUGUCUCAGUUUGGUAUUAGAGAAAAAACUGCUGGCUGGCUUGGAUUUGGUGCCUCAAUGGCUGGAAUAGCAGCAGGAAUUUCUCUGUCCAUCCUAGCAGAUCAUGUAUCCAGACGCAUGAAGACGAUACAGCUUGUCCUCCUUUUGGGUGCCACCGUAUCUCUUGCGUUAUUCUCUUUCAUGUGCGCGGGAAUCAUCCCAUACCGCAAAGUUGUUCUGUUCUUGACCUUCAUCCUUGGAGGAUUCUUCACUAGUGGAAGCAUUCCACUGUUUUUUGAGAUGGCAGUGGAGACUGCUUACCCUGUGGCGGAAGGAAUCACAUCUUGUGUCUUAACAAUUUCUUGCAAAUUUCCACUCCUGUUUUUUUACAUAUUUCCGUUACUUCCCAAGUUUGGUUUGAAGUGGAUUAACUGGUGUACGUUUGCAACCUACGCUGUUUGCACUCUGUUGCUCGCGUUAUGGCAAGAGAGAUAUUAUCGCUCAGAAGUAGAUGAUCAAGGAGAAACGGAUCAAGUUAGAUCAAACAGUAUUUCGUAGUGAAGAUAUAUUCAUCUCGGGCGACAUCCUCGGCGAAUAACAUAGCCCUUGCUUACAAAAAUUGCUGCUCACACUCCUAACAUAAUGGGCGGUCACCUUCAUUCAAGAGAGAACGUGUGGGGUACAUGUAGGUCCGGCCACGUUGGUGGGUCGCCAUUCAGGCUAUUCAAAAAUUGCAGCUGUGUAUACGCGAGCUCCAUAAGUUUAGUUUAUUUUUAAUUUUUUUUAAUAAUUUCGAGUUUUUAAAGUCGCGUAACAGUGAACAUCGAUCUUUUGAUAUUCUAGGAAAUUGAAUUAUCCUGUAAUAUUUCUAAAUCUAUUUUGGAAACUAUGGAGAAACGAGGAAAUGUCGCCAUUUUAUAGACGAAUCCAAGCCUCUACACAAAAACGACUUAUCGUUUACGAUAGCUCAGCCAAUCAGACAGCAGAAUGUGUAUUAGAAUACCAGUAGAAUUCUGCGCAAGAAAUAAGCUGCUAUGCAGAUUACUCGACGUGGGCUGGGGCGGAGAGAGUAGGGGAGCGGAUACAUUACGGAAGGCGGAAGAAAUGUGUGGAAAUUUGUAACAUUGUUAACAUUUUGCAGUCGGAAAAACCACUAAUUCUAAGAGAUUGGAAGCCCUCAGGGAGGGUCGGGGACUAGGAGCAAAAGUUUAAGGAAGGGAGAAGUUUAAUUAGGUUUUGAAAUUUAUAAUUUUAUUUCUCGUGAAAUUCUCGGACUAUAAAUGUGUAUAUGGUAAAUUACAAUUCACUUUGAGCUUCAUGAAAUUAUACAACUGUAUUGUAUUAAAAAUAACAUUAUUUAGAGAGGAAGCCAAAUCAUCAGCCUUAGCUUGUUUUCAUGCGGUUCCUCUAUCCUAGUCGAAUCGGAAUUUGGAGAUGUUGCUUUUUGUGGAGGAGGAAAAACCGGAGAACCCGGAUAAAAACCCCUGAGGCAAGGCGAGAACCAAUAACAAACUCAACUCACAUAUGACACAGUAAUUGAACCUGCGCCAUGUUAGUGGGAGGCAAGCGCUCUCACCACUGCGCCCUCCCUGCUCCGCGGGGAACAUUGUAGAGUGGUUUUCUAAUUGGUUGUUUUAAAACCAGGGUAAUUACUCUGGCCAAUCACAAAGGACUCAGUCAUUUCCAAGCAAAUGCAUGUAGCUGGCUCGAAGUUUGCGAGCGGGUCACGAUUGCUUGUGGUUUUACUGGUGAUUGGAUGACUAUGUGGUAGGAAUGCCAACUCUAAGCAAAGGCGAGUUACUUUCGACACUCAAGUGAAUUCCUCUCUAUCGACAAUGGUUCAAUGUUUAACCAAUUCAGUAAAUACGGGGUUUAAAUUUCGCUUAAGUACAGUGACUACCUCACUGUCUCAUUUUCAAACAAUAACGUUCAACUGUUCUUUACUCAUUUAGAUUGAAGGUUUAGUAGGAAAAGUUGAGACACGGUGGUUAGGGCGGGUUCGGUCCGGGUUCGAGCCCUGGCCGGGGACAUUGCAUUGUGUUCUUGAGCAAGACACUUUACUCUCACAGUGCCUCUCUCCACCCAGGUGUAUAAAUGAUACCGGCAAAUGUAAUGCCGGAGGGUAACCCUGCGAUGGACAAGCAUCCCAUCCGGCUGGGGGACGUGAGAAAUACUCCUAGUCGCUUCAUGCUACUGAAACCGGAGAUAAGCGCCGGUCUGAUGGGCCACGUGGCUCUAUGCAGACUUAGCCCUGUUUUAGUAGGAAAAUGUAAUGAAAAAUAUCUAUUUAACAUAUACGUAUUAGAGUAUAUAUAACAUGUUAUUACACUGACAUGGAGUAACGUGAACAAUAGAUUCUGUUAUCCACAAAAGUACCACGAAUAGAAGUUGUGGAGAAUUGAGCGCAGUCACAGUUCCACUGCAGUUAAUGGUGUUUUUAUGAACACAUAAGCUCCUGACAUAAUGCCCAUUGACGGUGAGCGAUCUAAUGUUUUAUACACUUUAAUUCAUAUAAACUGAUAAAUGAGAGCAGCACUUUGAUAAAUUGUUGUGCAGCCUCAGUGGGUAAUAACAUAGCCGAAAAAAUACUCGGUUGUGUUCUUAGUUUGAAAGACGAAUCAUUGUUCCACGUCAGGAGUGUCCGCGUCAUGUGCCUCGGUUUUUUCUUUUGUUUUGUUUUGUUUUUGUUUUUUGAGUUUAUUUAUUCUUUCUAUCAGUUCCAUUAUUUACAAUCUAGUAAUUAUCUAUUUAACAUUCAUCUACUUACCAUAAACUAUACAGUGAACAAUCUAUAAUCUACUUUUAGAUAUGCCUCGUUGCUGGCUUGAUAAAGAGAAACAAUGCAAAUAACCACGGUGAUGCUAAACUUGGAUCCAAGAGGGCUCCAUUUCCAGUGUUCUGCGCACUCAGAUCCCUUCAAAUACCCCUACCCCCUCCGAGGAGUUUUUGAGUUCCCCCCUACCCACAGGUUUAAGUGUCUUUUAUCGCUUUUAUUUCCAAGAGUGACUAGAGUGACAAGGUUUGAACUUGAAAGUAACUCACAAAUUUUGUUUUGGCAAAAUAAUAAAAAGCAAAAAGUACUGGUUUAAAGUAAGGCAAAAAUAUUUAAAUAGCUUCCUUUAAAUGGUCACACUAUGGGUUCAUCCACUAACUAAAAUGUGACGUGACAAAUCA
Messenger RNA from Orbicella faveolata, 5569 nucleotides. Its product is annotated as solute carrier family 49 member 4 homolog. Gene Ontology annotation, molecular function: transmembrane transporter activity. Gene Ontology annotation, biological process: transmembrane transport. The record is from RefSeq and is a predicted model, not a curated record. Gene Ontology annotation, cellular component: intracellular membrane-bounded organelle; membrane. Lineage: Eukaryota; Metazoa; Cnidaria; Anthozoa; Scleractinia; Merulinidae.